AGCAAAUUGAACUUAACGGAAUCUGAGGAAGAAGCAACUGGAAAAAUCUACCAAUUCCAUAAAAAAAUCUACCAAUUACACAUGGAAACCGAAAUCCAUCAAUUAACUGCCAGUAAUUAUGACGAUUCUUCAAUGAAUCAAGUGACUAGCAGUAAUUCUUACAACUCGCCUGGUGGCGCCUGUUCAAAUCCAUCGAAUGACUUUGAUUAUGCCAAUAUGGCUUCUUCAUCGCCUUCGCCUUCAAAUUCCACUUUUAAAGCCGAACCGGGCUUUAACAUGGAACUUGUGCACAUGAAUGGCCGCAAAGUUCUGGGACCUCCCGAGGAUUGGGUUGGACCACCGCCAAAUAGUGUUUGUGAAUUAUAUGUGCGUCGCAUACCACGUGAUAUAAAUGAGCACCAAUUGCUUGGACCAUUUUUGAGAUUUGGAAAGAUCUAUGAAAUCCGUCUUCCAAUGGAUUUCAAUCAAACAUAUCGUGGCUAUGCGUAUAUUAAGUACACAACGGAAGAAGACGCAGCGUGUGCCAUGGAAGUUCUUAGCCACUAUUAUAUAGCGCCUGGCCGUAAAUUGGAAAUUUUGCAUUCUUAUGAGAAGUGCCGCUUGUUUGUCACCAAUAUACCCAAACAUUUAAGUGAGCAUGAAAUUGAGGAUAAGCUACGCAAGAUUUUUCCUACAAUGGAACGUAUUUUUGCACGUCCUGGUUCUUCAUUUUCACAUGAUGGUAAUGGUGGACAGUCGUCGGACAACGGUGUUUCAUCAACUCAGACAACAAUAACAGGUAAUCGUGGUCAUGUCUUUGUACACUUUCCCACACAUAUGCAUGCUCUGGAGGCCAAGAAGAGCAUAACACCAGGUCUGGUACGAAUGUGGGACAGAGAUUUGAAAGUUGUUUGGGCCAAUAGUGAACGUGAUAGUAAUAUUUCCAUAGCGUCCAAUACUCUAUUUGCACGCAAUGUUGAUUUGACAGUAAAUAAACGCGAUAUAGUUGAGUUGUUGGUCAAAUACGUUCCAAGAACAUCAUUUAAUAAAAUAUCCAAGGUACGACAAACUGCAUUUCUGGAUUUCACCACUCGUGAGGCUGCUGAAAUUUGCCUUAAAAAAUUGCAAGGAGCCACCUUGAGAGGAAAACGCUUGGAUGUAGAGUGGGCCAAGCCAUCCGAACAACAAUCUUUGCAUCGCAUACGUGAAACCGAUUUUGAUGCUGUUCUUCGACUUAAAUGUAUUGCCAAUGCUUGGCACAUACCGAUUAUACUUUUUGGCUGUUACUAUCAACAGCAAAAUCUACAAUAUGGAGUCGUUAUUUUGCGCGAUGCUAUGAGCUGUGUACGUUCGAUAUUUUGUAUUAUGCACACAAAUGAAUUGGCCGAUAUACAUUCGCGCAUGUGCGAAGUCGUAUGUAUACUGAUCGAAAUUAUUGGUGGCUUUCCUGAUUACGACUAUGUUUUUAUAGUGGAUAAGGACUCUGCUCAUUUAUUGGGUAUGGUCACUAUUAAGCUAAAUUCUGUUGAUUUUCUGGCUUCGUGUGGAGUUCCCUCUGAGUUGUAUUUCGAUUUAAACGAACUUAUUGAUUUGUGUGCCGCUGUUGUCUCCUUGGCCCAUUCGAACGAGGAGUCGAUUUUGGCGGCAUAUAAGGAAAGUUUUUUUACUCGCUACGAUCAUACCUACCUGAGGAAUUGGCCCCUAAUCGAACAUCGAAUUUUCGGAACUAUUAUGCCAAAAUAUCGCAAUAAGGAUGCACUAAAACAUAAUCUGAACGAUACGCAAAUUGUUUUGGCACUAUGCUUUAAGGUCUCUGGCACAAAUGCCGCAGUUCGACCCUACAUGCCAUUACGGGCAUGCAAUUUUGAUCAGGGUUUUGAGGGUUUGCGUUAUGUGGACCUAAAGCUUUUGCCGAUGGCUUUAACACAAUCACGUUUUGUUGUUUCCCACAUCUUAAAUCAUGUGCUUUUUGGAGGUUCGCAUUACUAUCAUCCGGCUCAGCGUAUUAUGGUGCCACCAUUAUGGAUUUCGGGAUGUUCCUAUGCUGAAUCGGUUAAGCAGCCUAACUUUAAAACGACAAGCAAUCGGGCCAAUGAACUGGAGGUUCAUAACAGCGGCAAUCAAAGUGAAAUGGAUUUAACGUAUCCCCCACAAACUUUUUCACAUACACUCUCACACCAGACAAUUAUGAGUCCUAUGGUUGCAGCCCCCACACCACCUCCGCCGGCACCAACUAUGCCAAUUACUGGUGGACUACAAGAUUAUGUACCACAACAUUUCAAUAUGAAUCCCAUUCAGGCUAUCUAUGGUUAUUCGCUACCACCAUAGGCGCUGUCUCGAAACUACCUAUCUAUCUAGAGCCUUUACAUUUUGGAAUGGAUUUUGUCAUAUUUUUGUUCAUACUUUUUGUUUUGUCCUGAUAUGCCUUAUUUUGAAUAUGCAUGAUAUUAAUUUUAAGUUUUUAAAUUUGCUCUUGCAUUGACAUUUUAUCAUUGAAUUUUUAUGUCUUUUAUAUUUUUGUUUGCCCAUAAAGAUGGGUUGUUUCGAAACGAACGCUUAUGGCCUUUAAAUGUCUUGGAUAUAUCUUAGUCUUAUUGUCAUUUUAAUAUACACAUACGGGAACACCUUAAAAUAUUAAAUAAAGCCAUAAUUUUAACCUCCAA
Molecule: messenger RNA, 2642 nt
Organism: Stomoxys calcitrans (stable fly)
Lineage: Eukaryota; Metazoa; Arthropoda; Insecta; Diptera; Muscidae
Exons: 5
Coding region: 82-2307 (741 amino acids)
Cellular component (GO): nucleus
Molecular function (GO): mRNA binding
Source: RefSeq, a predicted model, not a curated record